This is a messenger RNA of Thyridium curvatum, 1179 nucleotides long. RefSeq lists its product as uncharacterized. NCBI's taxonomy places the organism in Eukaryota, Fungi, Ascomycota, Sordariomycetes, Thyridiales, Thyridiaceae. The record is from RefSeq and is a predicted model, not a curated record. Gene Ontology annotation, cellular component: ribonucleoprotein complex; cytoplasm; nucleus. The transcript is spliced from 4 exons. Gene Ontology annotation, molecular function: mRNA binding. Bases 1 to 1179 code for a protein of 392 amino acids.
AUGUCUGCUGUCGUGGAGAAAGUUACCGAGACCGUCAACGACGUCGCUAACACUCUGGCCAACACCUCUAUCUCUGGCAAGAACGAUGACAAGGCCGCUCAGGCCGAAGCCAACGCUGCCAGCGCCGCUGAGGGCCGCCGCCUCUACAUCGGCAACCUCGCGUACGCGACAACCGAGGGGGAGUUGAAGGAAUUCUUCAAGGGUUACCUUGUCCGCCUUCACCUGGCAGCAUGCUGGACUAUGCCCGCCAUCGAAUACCACGAGGGAACACGAGCAAAGAAGCUAACCGAGCAUGCCGUUCACAGUGAGUCCGUCUCUAUUCCGAAGAAUCCUCGCACCGAACGCCCCGUCGGCUACGCCUUCGUGGACCUGUCCACCCCCAGCGAGGCUGAGCGCGCCAUCACCGAGCUUUCGGGCAAGGAGAUUCUUGAGCGUAAGGUCUCGGUUCAGCUUGCCCGCAAGCCUGAGCCUGCUGGCGAGAAGGCCGAGGGUACCAAUGGCGAGGGUGAGGGAACCCGCCGCCGCCAGUCUACUCGCGGCCGGGGCCGUGCCAACCGUGGUCGCGGUGCCGGUGGUCGCGCUCGUGGCGGUGCUAGCGGCGACGCCAAGGAGGGAUCAGCUACUGAGGGUGCCGCCGAGACUGCUGCGGCUGCCACCCCAGCCACCGCAGAGGUUCUACCUUUGACAGAUGUCACCAACCAGAACGAUGCUGACCACGAUGGCAAGCACAAGUCAACCCAAAACCGUGCUCCUCGCGAGCGUCGUGAGCGUGGCCCUCCGGCCGAUGGCAUUCCCUCCAAGACCAAGGUCAUGGUUGCCAACCUUCCUUACGAUCUGACCGAGGAGAAGCUCAAGGAGCUUUUCGCUGCAUAUGAGCCCUCCUCUGCCAAGAUCGCUCUUCGCCCGAUCCCGCGCUUCAUGAUCAAGAAGCUGCAGGCUCGUGGUGAGGCUCGCAAGGGCCGUGGCUUCGGCUUCGUGACGCUGGCGUCUGAGGAGCUGCAACAGAAGGCCGUUGCCGAGAUGAACGGCAAGGAGAUCGAGGGACGUGAGAUUGCGGUCAAGGUCGCCAUCGACAGCCCCGACAAGACUGACGAGGAGGCCAACGCCCCCGAGGGCGAGACCCACGAGGCCGAGAAGGCCGCUGGCACCGAGGCCGCCGCCCCGGCCACUACUGCCUAA